Molecule: messenger RNA, 2996 nt
Organism: Drosophila kikkawai
Lineage: Eukaryota; Metazoa; Arthropoda; Insecta; Diptera; Drosophilidae
Gene: babo
Product: TGF-beta receptor type-1 babo
Biological process (GO): cellular response to growth factor stimulus; nervous system development; activin receptor signaling pathway
Cellular component (GO): plasma membrane; activin receptor complex
Molecular function (GO): activin receptor activity, type I; ATP binding; activin binding
Source: RefSeq, a predicted model, not a curated record
UCCCCACACACACAAACGCGGAUUUUUCGCUGCACAAAAUUGUAUAUUUAACAUAAAAUAAAGGCAAUUAAUACAAACAAUCGGACGGACAAGACACCUCGAGGUGCCGGCCACCGCGCUGAAUACGAAAUUAUUGCAAAUCCGCGGAGUGUCCGACUGAAAUCACGUGAUGAAAAUCCGCCUGAAAAGUCGCCCUCGCCUCGUCCGUGAAAUGUGAAGCAGUUUUUCCAUCCAAAUUGGGCGGAGUGGAGUGAAGUUCUAGUUCUAGUUUCGGUGGGGCAGUUCCCCGUUUGCAAAGUCUUGCAAAACAUAUGAAAAGCAAGGCAGAGAUGCCCUCGCAAAAUGUGAGCAUCGACGGGCGCGUGUCCUACGCGAUAAAUGCGCAAUUCGGUGCCAAUUAGUGGCUGUCUGCGGUCCUUCUACGCUUCCUGCUCCUUCUCCUGUUGCGGCAACUCCUGCUUUGCUGCUCCUUUAGCAAAAAACUGUGAAAUCGGCGGGCCCAGACUUUGAACUUGCGCCGUGCUCUGUUUAUGUCCAUGUGUGUGCGUGUGCGUGCGAUCGUGGAAAACAAAAGAAAAGCCCCAAAGCAGCAAACAAUAACAAUAGGCACACAGCGCUCGAGUCGCACUAUCGAUGCGCGCACAAAACAUGUUAUCUGUGCACCGGCUAAUCUUCCUGGGCGCUCUGCUCGCCGCCGCCGCCGUCGUCGCCUCCCCCGUCGAAUGGGUGCUGGACACUAGUCAGAAUGGCUCCCGGGUCGCCUCCGAACCCGCCGUUGCAUCUCGCGCCAAUGGGAAAUGGCAACCGACCAGGGCGCCAGCAGUGAGGGCGGCGAACGGAACAGCUGGCCAGGCUUAUCAGUCGCCAUCGUCGUCGCUGUCCGCUGAUAACAGGAGCCAUGACAACAACAACAAUAGUAACAAUAAUAGCAGUGCUGUGGCCAUGCUGCUGCCGCAAGACGGUGACGGACCUGGAGCGCUUGCUACGGCCGCUGCCACCCAGCUGCCCGUCUACGUUGCACAGCCCAGCGCCAAGAAGCCAGAAGUACUUAUCAAGUGCCACUGCGACAUAUGCAAGGAAACAAACUACAUAUGCGAGACGGAUGGCUUCUGCUUCACGUCGGUGGAGAAGAAUCCGGAUGACACCAUACUCUUCAGUUUCAGAUGCCUAAACAUGUCGCAGAGCUUUCCGCCGGGCCGCUUCAUCUGGUGCAAUGAGGGCAGGAAUGGCGGACCCACCGCCCGUCCGGUGGCCCGGCGUGGCGGACACGCCUGCUGCAACGACCGCGACUUCUGCAAUCGGGAUCUGCGGCCCCUGAUCAAGAGGAUCAAGCCGACCAGGCUGAAUCCCUCGCACAUCGAGUUCGAGGACGGGCGGCUGGCGUCGGUGACUGUCGAAGAUCUUAUGCCCUCCCGCCACCUGAGCAGCUGGGAGCUGGUGGGCAUCAUCGUGGGCGUCACACUCUUCAUCUGUGUCUCGGGCACUAGCUCCUGGUACUAUUGUCAACGCCGCAAGCGCUUGGCCAGCGGCAGGCCGUUUGCCAAGGAGGAUUCGGUGUACGAUCCCAUACUGAAUGGGAACACAACCAUACACGACAUUAUCGAGAUGACGACAUCCGGUUCGGGUUCGGCUGGCCUGCCUCUGCUGGUGCAGCGUUCCAUUGCACGUCAGGUGCAGCUGUGCCAUGUGAUCGGAAAGGGACGCUUCGGCGAGGUCUGGCGUGGACGCUGGCGCGGUGAGAACGUGGCGGUUAAGAUCUUCUCCAGUCGAGAGGAGUGCUCCUGGUUCCGCGAGGCGGAAAUCUAUCAGACCGUAAUGCUUCGGCACGAGAACAUUCUGGGCUUCAUAGCGGCGGACAACAAGGACAACGGAACCUGGACCCAGCUGUGGCUUGUUACCGAUUACCAUGAGAACGGAUCGCUCUUUGACUAUUUGACCACGCACACGGUGGACACCAACACCAUGCUGAACAUGUCGCUGAGCAUUGCCACGGGUCUGGCCCAUCUGCACAUGGAUAUUGUGGGCACGCGCGGCAAGCCGGCCAUUGCCCAUCGCGAUCUCAAGUCCAAGAACAUACUGGUCAAGUCGAACCUGAGCUGUGCCAUUGGCGAUUUGGGUCUGGCCGUGCGGCAUGUUGAAAAAGAUGACUCGGUGGACAUACCCUCGACGCAUCGUGUGGGCACUAAGCGAUACAUGGCACCCGAGGUGCUGGACGAGAGCAUGAAUGCCCAGCACUUUGAUUCGUACAAGCGGGCGGAUGUGUACGCCUUCGGCUUAAUACUCUGGGAGAUUGCACGUCGCUGCAACAUGGGCAUGAUCUACGAUGAGUACCAAUUGCCCUACUACGACGCCGUGCAGCCGGAUCCCAGCAUUGAGGAGAUGAAAAAGGUCGUGUGCAUUGAAAAGAGCCGCCCGAAUAUUCCGAAUCGCUGGCACGCCUCCGACGUGCUCCACAACAUGGCCAAGGUGAUGAAGGAGUGCUGGUACCCCAAUCCCGUGGCCCGCCUAACUGCGCUGCGCAUCAAAAAGACACUGGCCAGCAUUAGUGUGGAGGACAAGGUCAAGAACUGAUUGUGGGUCUAGUUUGGCGAGGAGGAUCGGAAGGAAGCGUACAUUAGUAACCUGUAACCUGGCCCCGUGUUACCUUAUAUGUCCUGGCAGCGCCUGCGAAGCAGUUCCAGAAAUACAAAGAAAUUUGUAAAUAUUAAGUGCUAACUCAUCCUUAACGUUUCCCACGCUUUGCUUUGUUAUUAGUUUCGCGUCCUGAACUAUUGUACAUAACCUUCGUUGACAUUUCCCCCGAGAUUCGCUCGUUUCCGGGCAGCGUGAGCAGGGCGGCGCACCAAAGGAAACUGCCGCACUGCCAUUAAAGCUACCAAUUAGGGCAUAGUUAUACGCCAUCAAGCAAACAUUUUAUAAAAACACUCUAUAUAUAUUUUUUAUAAAUCCUGUUCCAGUAAACGAAACGAAACGAUAAAUACAAAACGAGAAAUACA